Aspergillus ibericus CBS 121593 is the source of this 3790-nucleotide messenger RNA. RefSeq names its product ribonuclease Z. The transcript has a single exon. The record is from RefSeq and is a predicted model, not a curated record. Gene Ontology annotation, molecular function: 3'-tRNA processing endoribonuclease activity. Lineage: Eukaryota; Fungi; Ascomycota; Eurotiomycetes; Eurotiales; Aspergillaceae. Gene Ontology annotation, cellular component: mitochondrion. Bases 473 to 3667 code for a protein of 1064 amino acids. Gene Ontology annotation, biological process: mitochondrial tRNA 3'-end processing.
CCCAUUCACAUCGCUCCCUUCUUUUAGUUGGGUGCUUCUCAUCUUUUCUCUUCGACUGACGGAUGAAAUGACUGUCCGUUGACCUUAUAUUUACCCUUCAUUCCAUCCCCCUCGAUCCAAGUUGGCUUCCCUUCUGCGGUCCGGGGCGCUACUCGCCAGUGUUUUUCGCGGAGUCGCCGUCACUCCCCGACGCCCCUCUCCAGCCCUCCUCCGAACUUCGAUUCCUCGAGACUAUCGGGCCUAUCGACCUAGGGCUAACCCGCAGAAGCGCAAGACCCCCAGAGAACGUGCGCCACAAGCUGCUUCGACGGAUUCUCGAAUUGGUCAACCUCUCCUCGACCCAGACUGUAUUCCGCUCCCGGCCCCCAGACUAGCGAACAAACGUGGGCGGAACUUCCUUCUAUACAAUCCCAAGGCCUUUCAGACAUCAGGGUUUGGCCCUCCACCGAGGCCACCGACGGGCAAUCAUCCAAUGAAGUCCUACUACGAAGUCCUGACCACGCCGACGGCGGAUACCCCCGGCACUACGGUCCUGCUUCACUUUCCGGACAAGCGUUAUUUCUUCGGGCAGCUUUCCGAGGGCACUCAGCGCGCAUGCACGGAGCGUGGGAUUCGAAUCACCUAUUUGACCGAUGUCUUCCUUACGGGCGGGAUCAACUGGAGCAACACUGGGGGCUUGAUUGGUGUGAUUCUCACGCUGGCGGAUGGGAUAGCCAGCUCGAACAAUGCCAUAGAAAAUACUGCGCGUGAGAAAGAAGAGCGCUUAAGGGGGCAGUCGGAUGGAAAAGGCAAGAGGGAACAUGGGAUGUCGUAUGCUGUUCAUGACGGACAGCUGAUCGCGCAACGAGGAACCCUUACGAUCCAUGGAGGCCGAAACCUCACUCACUCUAUCGCCACGGCGCGGAGGUUCGUCUUCCGUAAAGGUACGCCGGUGUUUACGCGGGAAUACGAUUCGGAGAGCAUGGCCAAGGCCGGUGGCACUGAGACGGAGGAUCCCUGUGAACAACCUACCUGGUCGGACAGCAAUAUCAAGGUCUGGGCUAUGCCCAUCAGGCCGUCUCCCGUGUCGCAGGCGCAAGUGACCUCGCAGGUUCGUUCCCUGAGCCCGAGGAAGAGAAGCCUCGACGAGUUUGAGGAGAAGACCGACAGCGCGCUGGACUCGAUUGACGCACGGACCCGGGAUCAAAUCAUUCGGCAGUCGGUGAUCACGGACAUGUUUAACUCGACAUGGAGACUGGAUGCUCUGCACGAAACCAAGCUGGCAGAUGUCAAGAUGCCGGCAGUCAUGUUCGUUCGCAACCCGGUCACGAAAGAUCUCGAGCAGUACAAGGGACCUGUCCCUGGAGGCAACGAGCCCCUUCCCGAUAUCACUGUUCUUGUGCGCCAGCCUUGGCCGGGCGCGUCCGUCGAGAAGAUCCCUCACACCACCUGGUGCCAGGAGUCUGUCUCUUAUAUCGUCCGAGGCCAGGAUAUUCGGGGCAAGUUCGACCCGAAGAAGGCUCAAGAGUUGAAUGUCCGGAAGGGACCCGACUAUGCAAAGCUGGCUAGGGGCGAGAAUGUGAUGUCGCUAGAUGAGAAAGUCGUCACCCCGAGCAUGGUCCUGGCCCCGACGCGGUUAGGAAAGGGUAUGGCCAUUAUCGAUUUGCCCACCCCGGCUCACGUUGAUGACCUGGUGAACCGGCCUGAGUGGAACUCCCCCGCUGCCACCACGAACUUGGAGGCCUUCCUUUGGAUCUUGGGUCCUGGCGUAGGAGAUCACCCACGGCUCCACGAGUUUGUGGCAAGAAUGUCUCAGUGCAAGCACACGGUGUCCAGUCCGGAUUAUUGUCCCAACUACCUGUCGAUGAAGAGCAUUGCUACAUCGACAACCCGAAUGGGCUUCUUAAGACCUGAUAGCUACCCCACCCUUGUUCAUGACAAUGUGACCCUUCCCCAGCCGGGCAAUGCCACCUCAGAGAGCGCAAAUGCGGCCAAGCCUGUUGCCUUGCAGCCGGUGGCACCCGGUGUCAUCGUCGACAUGGAGCCUCAGUUUGCGCUCAACUACUCUGCAGUCGAGCCGCAUUUUGAGCCCGCAAAGGUGGACCAAAAGAUGCCCCGAGCCAUCGACCAGCGCAUGAGCACCAUACGUAAACGGGUGAAGAAACCCGAGUUUACGCAAAAGCUCGAGAAAUUCCGCAAGGACCUCCCAGGAGCCGACGUGGAGAUUAUCACGCUGGGUACCGGAUCUUCCGCGCCGUCCAAGUACCGCAACGUCUCCGCGACUCUUGUCAGCGUGCCUGGAUAUGGGUACUAUCUGCUCGACUGCGGUGAGAACACUCUCGGUCAGCUCAAGCGUGUCUUUGAGCCCGAGAAACUCCGCGAGGUCCUGCAGAACCUGCGGAUGAUCUGGAUCAGUCAUCUCCACGCCGACCACCAUCUCGGCACCGCUUCGGUCAUCCGCGCGUGGUUCAAGGAGAACUACCCCGACGGAAUCCCGUCGACAAACGACGUGGAAACGGACAUGUCCAAGAUCCUGAAGGAAAAGCGUCUGUUCGUUGUGUCCGAGCAACAGAUGACCAACUGGCUAGAGGAAUACGCUGCUGUCGAGAACUACGGCUUUGGCAAGAUCAUCCCCUUGAGCGCCACACCCUACCUGCAUCAUGAGAAGAUCCGCACCCAGUUCAUCUACCGCCACUGCCGUGCAGAUGGUUCCUAUCCCAACCACCAGCUCGACACCGCCAAGCCCGACACCACCAUCGUCAGCUUCCACGACCCCUCCUCCCCGCUCUCCGCCCUUCUCCGCGAAGCCACCGGCCUCUCCGACCUCCUGACCACCCGCGUCUCCCACUGCCGCGGCGCCAUGGCCGUCUCCCUAGUCUUCCCCAACGGCUUCAAGGUCUCCUUCUCCGGCGACUGCCGCCCCUCCGCCGGAUUCGCCACCAUCGGCCAAGGCUCCACGGUCCUCAUCCACGAAGCCACCUUCCAAGACGACAUGGCCGUCUCCGCCAUCGCCAAGAAACACUCCACUCUCUCCGAAGCUCUCGAAGUCGGCCGUCUCAUGAACGCCCGCGCCAUCCUCCUCACGCACUUCAGCCAGCGCUACCAAAAGCUCGCCCGCGUCGAAGAAGGCCCUAAAUCCACCACCACCCCCUCCGCUUGCAAGGGCGAUCCCACCACCCACGUCGGCCAAGUCGGUCUCGACGUCCCGGACGACGACCCCGAACCCACCACCACCAACACCAACACCCGCCGCCAACUCUUCGGCGACAUCAAAGUCACCAGCCGACCCCGCCUCAACGUCCCCAUCGUCGCCGCCUUCGACUACAUGCGUCUCCGCGUCGGCGACAUGCCCAUCGCGCAAGCCUACGCCCCGGCCGUCGAGAAACUCUUCGAUUUGCAAGAGCGCGCCGGUGCCGAAGAGGCCUCCGAGCGGAGAGAAGCCGCCAAGCAGAUUGAGCAGAAUAGGCAGAAAGCCAAGAAGGCGAAGCAGGCGAAACAUAAGCAGAUUCCUGCGAAUGAUGAGGCUGAAAUGGAGGUUGAUCGGCCUGCGUCGGCGACGGCGGCGGCGGCGGCCAAGACGAAGUCGAUUUGGAGUGCGAGUGAGAGUGAGAGUGGGUGGAGUACCAGUGGGAGUGAUAGUGAGGGGGAGCGGGUGCAGUUGGGGAGGAAGCGGGGGGGUGAUAUAUAAACCUUAGAUUUGGGAUGAGGGUUUGAUCAGUAAAGGGCUAUUUAUAUCGGGAUAUAUUUUGUGCAUCUUAUGUAUUAUUAUCUGAUAGAUAUACACAGCUUUGGAUACUAUGUGAUUGUGGGG